Molecule: messenger RNA, 1302 nt
Organism: Acyrthosiphon pisum (pea aphid)
Lineage: Eukaryota; Metazoa; Arthropoda; Insecta; Hemiptera; Aphididae
Product: pancreatic lipase-related protein 2
Exons: 7
Coding region: 101-1102 (333 amino acids)
Biological process (GO): lipid catabolic process
Molecular function (GO): lipase activity; serine hydrolase activity
Source: RefSeq, a predicted model, not a curated record
CAUUCGAUAGAAAUCAGUGUUCUUUGUUAGUUGUUUUUGUGACAGUUACAUUCAAUAGUUGAUUAUAAUACGUGCAAUUUUGAAAAAUAAGUUUGCAGAAAUGUUUAAUUUUUUGAAAUAUUUUUGUAUCAACAUUUUGUUGAUUGUUUGUGUUUGCGCUUAUGAUAUUCUAUUGCAAAGCGACUCAGUCGCCGUGUCUAACGGACUUAAUGAUGGCUAUAAAAACAUUAACAAUAUCGAUUUUGAUGAUGAAAAUUACGGAUUGUACCAUACAUCGAAACAUGUGUUUUAUUGGCUUUACACGAGAGAUAAUACCGACGGCCAACUUUUAAACAGAAGUGAACCACACUUGAUCGAGUCUACAUCGUUCAAUGCAUCAAAUCCAAUUAAAGUAAUAGUGCACGGUUGGCUUGGUACCACUCAAGAAAAAGAAGGUCUUUGUAUGUACAACGUCAAUUCUUAUUUUAAGGUGGGUGAAUAUAAUGUGAUUUGUGUGGAUUGGAAACAGUAUUCGACUGAUUUAUCAUAUUCAGUUGCAAGAGCACGAGCCAAACACAUUGCUCACGAUAUAGCUAAAAUCCUGACCAGGAUAACGUAUAACAUGACAAAAGGGGUUGAGACUUUGCAUUUGAUCGGACACAGUAUGGGAGCUCAUAUUGUCGGAUUCGUAGGGAAAGAAUUGACCGAUAAGAUUCCUAGAAUUACCGGAUUGGACCCUGCGAAGCCACAGUACGAAAAGAAAGGCCCAGCCGACAGACUCUAUAUUACCGAUGCGCAUUUUGUAGACGUCAUGCACACUAAUAGUGCCAAAAAUGGGUUUACAAAAUCAAUCGGUCAUAUCGAUUUCUUCCCAAACGGAGGAAAGAGACAACCCGAUUGCGGAUUUUCAGACAGAACUACGGGUUCGUGUAGCCAUGUCAAGUCCUAUCAUUAUUACGCACAUUCCAUAUGGGCCAAAGAAGAUUAUGUGGCGCUUAAAUGUUCCAGUUGGGAUGACUAUAAAGCGCACAAGUGUGACAACGCCAACAGCACUUUUAUGGGCGAGCACGUGGACAUAGAGCAAACCGAAGAUUUUUAUUUGGAAGCGUGCGUAGAUGAUUGAGGCUUGAGACCUACUGAGGCCAUAGGGACCUGUACUUAGCUGUGAAGAAGUUACAAAUGAAUUUAUACAUAUUUGACUUAUUGAAAAUUAAAAUUUGCGUUGAACGAUAGAAUUUUUAUUUGAUUCGUGUACUUACUUUUUAAAUACGGUGCGCUUAUAGGAAUUAUUUUUUUUAUGUCAAUAAAGGUUAAUAUAUAAUA